AUGGAGAGUCCUUCUGGGAUCGAAUACAAUUUUGAGGUUGAUGAUAUUCUUGAUGAUUUGGAAAACGCAUCACGUAUUCCUGCCAGGCAACGGUCGGUAAAGGUUUCAAGCCACGUGGAUAGACUAUGCUCGAGAGCGUAUGGAGAAGGGUUAUCUAAUGCGUCGCUGGAAAAGCUUAUUGACAUCCUCACUCUGCCCAACGAGCUCGAUCAAGGAAGUGUUGGGAACUUGAUCAAACAUCUUUAUCCGGCGAGCAAAGUUCCAGAUGCAGUAGUCAUCAAAGUAGUGGGAGCUCUGGGCCAUGGAAAGGCCAAACCCUCUUAUGCAGCUCAGGCCGCAUUGUUGAAAUGGAUAGUCCUGGUCUAUGAUAUUUUGGAGAAUCCAAAGAUUUUGUCACAACUUUAUGCUGUACUGUUCAAUUUGCUUGAUACUAUUGCCCUCAGGUCACAGUUGUGUCACGUGUUGUCCCUCAUCACUCGCCGAAAACACGUUCGACCAUUUAGGAUACAGGCAUUAAUGCAAUGGUCAAGAAAAGCGGGUCACGAUCCAGCUCUGGUAGGACUUAUGAGGGUAUACAAAGAUUACUAUCCCGAGGUCAUCGUAGGUGACGUGACUUCCGGGAGAGCUUCAGUGUUUAUGCAUCCAAAUCGUGAGUGGCGGGAAAGGCUCGGCAUAAUCCAAGAAGAUCAUCUUCAGAAGAUAGAGGACAAGCUUGUUUCUACUCAUCAAAAUUUCCGUAUAUCCCGAAAGACUACCAAAGAGAGAAAGCACGGGUUUUUACCUGAGUACAUACUCGUAUGGCCAAGAUACUUCAAUCACACUAGAGGAAAGAAUGGUCGGUCCUCCGAGACGCAGACAGCAGAUAUGCUCGAACUUAUACUACAAUACACUAGAUACACCAAGAUACUGCCUUCGGCAUGCUUCUCGUAUUUGGAAUCCCUGCUACCUUUUUGGAACGGUAUCACAAACCGUGAUGUAAUCUUAGAGUUGUUAAGCUAUACUCCCAUUGGUUCCUUUGACGACCUUUACCAGAGUAUAUUCUCUCUAGUUGAAGAUGCAGUUAUAGAUGGUACUCACGAGUCGCAGCUUGCUCUCCUCAAAUUCUACAAAGCUUUGCUCGGCCAGUGGAAUCUCAACAUACUCUCGGAGACUUCAACCUCAACAAACCAUGGUACAGACCUAGCCGCGCUGGUGAAUCACGCCAAUCAGCUGGCCGUCACAAUUCUGCAACAGCCUUCGAGUGUUUCAACUUACUCAAAUAUUCUUGAGUUUUACGAAGCGAAUGCAUUCCUCAUAUCUCACCCAGCUAUAACAUCUAAAGUCCGAAUAGCUAUUCCCCCGCCUCAAAUUGUUUACACACUCUUCUUCAGCUCCAAUUUAUCGAUCAUCUCCCGCAUUUGCAACAUCCUGGCCCUCUACAAGAAAUCUCUUGAGAUGGCCAUGGCCUCACGCACGGGUUCGAAUGCACUUGGCAAUCAGUCAUAUCCCAAGGAAUAUGUCAAUCGCUUCAAUGGUUUUCUAAUGGAUAUCUGCAAUUGCUUGUGGAGAUCACGGGCUUUCCUCACAGCAGAUGUGAAUGCACUUGGCUGUUUACUCCCAGAGCAGACGAUGGGAGUUUUGGCUGUUUACGUUGGCAAGCUAGAAAAAUCGCUUUCACUCAACUCCCUAUUCAGUAUCUCGUACUCGCCAGCAACAUGUCAUCUUGCCAUUACAUAUGUGAGGGAAUUAGAGGACCAAGCCGAAGAUAAAAUUGACGUAAGACACGCUGGACCAGUGACACAAGUUUCUUUGAAGAAGCUUCAAGAAGACGGUGGGUUUUCUGUAUCGUGGCAAGACUAUAGAUUGGGUGUCUUGAGAUAUCUGGAGCGCAAAGGUUUCCCUGGGGCUGGAGAAUUGAUGUACAACACUAUGAAGCAUCUCAUGGCUGCCAGACAAAUUUCCGCAUAG
Messenger RNA from Botrytis sinoallii, 1947 nucleotides. RefSeq lists its product as uncharacterized. The coding region runs from base 1 to 1947 and encodes 648 amino acids. The transcript has 9 exons. The record is from RefSeq and is a predicted model, not a curated record. Gene Ontology annotation, cellular component: nuclear body; cytosol; kinetochore. NCBI's taxonomy places the organism in Eukaryota, Fungi, Ascomycota, Leotiomycetes, Helotiales, Sclerotiniaceae.